Physella acuta is the source of this 1904-nucleotide messenger RNA. RefSeq names its product aerolysin. NCBI's taxonomy places the organism in Eukaryota, Metazoa, Mollusca, Gastropoda, Physidae. The record is from RefSeq and is a predicted model, not a curated record.
UUACGUUAUAACUUAAUUACAAGACUAGUCAACGGUUUUCAGGCAUUUGUGUUGUCAACGAUAAAGCUGUCUUUAUUAAACUAUUGUUUUUUAACGUGGAAAAGAUGUCUUUAGCUCACGUCGUUGUGCUUAUGGCUUUAGUUGACACUGGAGGCGCUGGUUGUAGCAGAUCAGAUUGGAUGGAAAAGUUUAAAAAAGAGGGAACUUCAACGUGCAAUGACCUAAAUGAUUUUAUCUCUGGCUUUUAUCGAGCUGCCUUGGUGGUUAUUAAUGAGGACAGUAUAGAAUUAAUAGAAGGAGUUGAAUGUUGUUCGAGAACUUCACCAUGGGAGAAAUCUAAAACACAAACAAUGAUUGCUAAUUGGUGGUACUCGUUUAAUAAAGACGACUCCUGGUCAAUCUGUCCUCCUGGUUAUUUUCUUAACGGUUUUUACAGAACGAAAGACGCUGACCGUGGCUAUUUGAAUAACAUAGAAGAGGGACGUUGUUCUAAACCAGUUGACCACCCAGCAUACUAUGGUCACUGUUAUGACCACGAAGUUGGGAUCUGUUUUUCUGACAAAGGUUUGUGUAAAUGUAAUGAUGGUUACUAUGUCACUGGUUUGUUCAAGGCGAACUGUAAAAAACUUUAUUGUAUAAAGACUUUGCGAUGUUGCAAGCUGGCGUCAGCACCAGAAGUACUGGACGAUCUCCAUAAGGUGAAGACACGCAUCAUGGACACUACAAUGGAAGACAUAGCUAUUUUGGCGAAUUAUCUCGGUUAUGGUUGGUGUGGAGGUUGUAGAAGCCAGUAUGUUGGCGAGGAUUUUAUUAAAAACGGCGACACAUGGCUCUCUAGUACAAAACAACCUUGUGAUGGGUAUAUGCAUAAUCAACGUCUCAACCUAGCCUAUGGAGACUGGAGUUUUGGUAUAAAAGACAUCAAAUAUGGAACGCCUUUAAUUGAAGAUUUGACGCCUGAAACGAUAGACUCAGGAGUUCUUACAAACAGCGAACCGACAAAUUCAUCACAGAGUGUCACACGAACUGAAAUCAUUGCGCGUGUUGUCACCCAUACGACAACCAGCGCUUGGAAAAACAGCCAGGAACUCAAUUUCGGAAUCUCUUACACACCGCCUGGCGGACCUACGGUUUCUGUUGGGUAUAAGUUUGGAUUUGAAACAAGUUCAUCGCAAACAGAUGAAAACAGAAGGGAGCAGGCAAAAUCCUUUACAGUUAGUAGUGUAAAAACCUUAUUACCGAACUCAGCAGCUAAAUGGCGUCUUGUUGUGGCCAAAACACAAAUUUCAGUUAACUAUACUGCGACAAUUAUAGUUAAGUUCUCCACUGAGCUACAAGGCUUUCUACGAUGGGGUGGGGGGAUUGGUAAGGAUAAUACAAAUUACCAUUAUGAGCAUCGCGGUAGUGAAGAUCGUCCUACUUUUAACUACAGAUUUGGAGAUUCUAAGGUUCCAUUCUACACAGCACUGAAGAGAGAGAGCGAUACAAUCUCACGUCCUUGGUUGUGGACCGAUUUGAAAAGUACAUAUUUAACCUUCAUGGAUUUAAUCACCAAUUUAACCGACGAAAGCAGGUACUUCCUUCAACUAACCGGAAAGUUUGAAGACGUCUCGGGAAAAAACGUCGACUUUCAUUGGGAUACCGUACCGACAAGAAAGCGAAGAGCGGACUCUCGUGCUAAUGGACAGGAUAACAUUUUUCAGGACUCAACACCAUUUUCCAAGACUGUGCUUAACGAUGUUGGUCAUACGAAUCUAACGGAUCAUAUUUUACAGAACUUCACACAAGUCCCCAAUACUGCGCCUAACGAUGUUGGCCCUACGAAUCUAACGGAUACUAUUUUACAGAACUCCUCACAAGUUACCAAGACUGCACCUAACGAUGUUCCUCGAGUGAAUCUUUGA